Molecule: messenger RNA, 785 nt
Organism: Rubroshorea leprosula
Lineage: Eukaryota; Viridiplantae; Streptophyta; Magnoliopsida; Malvales; Dipterocarpaceae
Source: the annotation of a GenBank genome assembly
CUCGAGCCUGAAAAAAAAAAUGGCGUCUCCCAUCAAUCUAUCAACCCUUCAAGGUCCUCCCUUACGAUCCCAUUUCCUGGGACAAAACCGUCUGUUACAUCAUUCUAGCAGGCCAUCUUUCCCAGUCACCAAACUGCAUUUUCUGACAGUCCAUGCCAAGUUCGACCUGUCUGAGAUCCUGGGAGGCAGAGGACUCUGUAAUGGAGAAAAGGGUUUGCAACAAGAGCUCAAGAGAAACAUUGAACAAGAAUCCUCGGAAGCCAUAGCAGAGCAAAAGAGCUCCGAUGCCACAACAAUCUCUGUUCCAGAAGAUGCUUUCGAUAAGGAGUUGAUGGGACUCACUGGAGGAUUUCCAGGUGGUGAAAAAGGAUUGGAGAAAUUCAUCACGGAGAAUCCACCACCCAAGAAACAACCAAUUGAAGACUCUAGAAGAGUUCUUGAACUAGCUACCUCAAAGAAGCCGAGACCACCUGAAUUGCCCCUGUUAAUGCCUGGAAUGGUUGCAAUUGUCAAGAAUCCUAAUAACCCAUUUUACAUGUACUGUGGCAUAGUGCAGCGAAUCACAGAUGGGAAGGCAGGGGUUCUUUUCGAGGGAGGAAACUGGGAUCGGUUGAUAACAUUUCGGCUUGAGGAGCUUGAGCGCAGGGAUAAGGGGCCUCCGAUGAAAAAUCCCAAGUCAGUUAUCCUUGAGACUAUGCUAGAAGAGAAUUUACAAUGAUGCACAUAUAUUCUAUUUCCAUAACACAUGUAUGAAUGAUUAUAUGCAAUAUAUGAACUUCUGAGAG